AUGGAGUACUCGGCGCCGAUCGACAUGCGCGCCGCGGCCGAAGAAGCCGCCCUGCCGAGGAAGCGGGGGCGGGGCGCCGUCGCUCCGCCUCCGGGGCUGCCGAGGACAGCGGAGGAGGGACCAGCAUCCGGCCUGAAGAGGAUGCGCGGCACCGUGACUCUCUCGCUGGGGACGCCGGAGGAACCCGCGGUGCCGCCGUCGGUGGGCGGCGCCGCGGCCUUCUCGCUGGAGGCGGAGGAGGAGCCCGCGAUGCGCGGGGCCGCGCAGGCCCGCGGGAGGGCGGCGUCCGAGGGGGGGUGCCGCGCCAUCGCCGACAUGGCGGUCCGGCUCGGGGUCGCGCCCGGCGUGCGGGACCGGGCCCUGGAGGUGUACCGGGGGCUGGAGGAGGGCAAGGGCAAGGCGCACCACUACUACACCAAGGGCGCCGGGCGGAGCGGUGACGCGCUGUACGCGGCGUGCCUCUACGUGGCGUGCCGCAGCGCGGGCGCGCCGCGGACGUUCAAGGAGCUGGCCGCGGCGACGCGCGGCGGCGCGGCGUCCAGGAAGGACAUCGGCAAGCUCCUCACGUUCAUCAGGAAGCGGUUCGGGGACGACGCCGGCGGGGAGGCCAUGGCCAUCGGCGUGGUGCGCGCGGCCGACUACAUGGAGCGCUUCGGCUCGCUGCUCGGGAUGGGGGAGGAGGAGGUGCGCGUGGUGCAGGAGGCGGCGCGGAGGAUACAGGACCAGCUCGACGUGCGGCGCAACCCGGACUCCACCGCGGCCGCCAUCAUCUACAUGGCCAUGCAGCGGAGGCCCGGCGCCGGGAGGUCGAUCCGGGACGUGUCCACGGCCACCGGCGUCGCCGACAACACCAUCAAGCAGGCGUACAGGGAGCUGUACCCGCACGCCCAGCUGCUCUUCGGUUGA
Molecule: messenger RNA, 906 nt
Organism: Panicum hallii
Lineage: Eukaryota; Viridiplantae; Streptophyta; Magnoliopsida; Poales; Poaceae
Product: transcription initiation factor IIB-like
Exons: 1
Coding region: 1-906 (301 amino acids)
Biological process (GO): transcription preinitiation complex assembly; DNA-templated transcription initiation
Cellular component (GO): transcription preinitiation complex; nucleus
Molecular function (GO): TBP-class protein binding
Source: RefSeq, a predicted model, not a curated record